Molecule: messenger RNA, 1956 nt
Organism: Culex quinquefasciatus (southern house mosquito)
Lineage: Eukaryota; Metazoa; Arthropoda; Insecta; Diptera; Culicidae
Exons: 1
Coding region: 7-1956 (649 amino acids)
Source: RefSeq, a predicted model, not a curated record
AUCGUGAUGCCCACAUCUUACUGCACACUUACCAGUAACGUGAUCUACAUUGAGCUGAUCAAGCGACUGCUGGAGGAUUUGCACUAUCUCAACGUGGUGGAGACCUCGGACGGCCAAAAUCCCUCGGUAACGGCUCUCCAGUGCACGCUGGACGGUUUGAAGCAACCACUCACGCUGUACACCGUUGACAAACUGCUGAAGCAGGUGUACAAGCGCAAGAUGUCCGAGAACAGUCUGGACAUCAAUCCGUACUCACAUCUGGAGGGAUUCCUAAGCCGAGCAACGUUCGAGGUCUUUAUGGACAAACUGAUCCCUGGGGCUGCCCAGUUGAAUCCGAUUGCUAAGCUGGUUCUGGUUGGUUACCGACUAACCCAGGAAGAGAUAUUGAGAUUGUUUCGUCGGGCGUGGAUCGACUACCGGGUGCCGAACAUGUUCGUGCUGAACCGAGCCGACGACGCCAGCAUCGAGUCCUGCUUGCUGAACCCGUACCGCACCGAACCGGGCACGAUCGACGAGCGGAACUUAGAGUGUGAGGUGAUUGUGGACUUGAAAGAUGUGGCCGAUUACGUGGAGUUUGUGCAACAGUUCCUGCACGAUCGUGUGCACAGCUUGAACAAAUUUCCACUGAAAAUUGCCAUCGCGGAUAUUGACCUGAUGUCGUUGGCUGUGCGUGGUCCGCAGGGAAAGAUCCAGCGGUUCACGUAUUUGGACGGAGAGAUUGUGGAAAUCAUGCGACAACACUUGAACUUUACCACCGAGUUUGUUAUUCUUCCCAGCCAGCUGUCGACGGGGUUUGUCUAUCCAAACGGAUCGCUCGGGGGUUCACUGGAACUGAUCGAGAACGGUCAAAUCGACCUGGCGGCGAACUCGCGAAUCAUACACAGCUACAACUGUAGAAACUUACAAUAUCUGCGGCAGCUAACUACGACAAAGUUAAUCUUCAUAGUCCCACAGAACUACUACAACUCGCGCAGCAGAGAUCGCGUCUUCUUCAACACGUUUACUUGGAGUUUUUACGCGGUGAACAUCAUUCUCGCUACAACGGUCCCCCUACUGUUGAAGCUCAUCGAUCGUCAAAACAAGUUCCCCGGAUUGAUGAUGCACACCCUGGCGGUUACCUUAGCUGUGUCCACUAGACUCCCUACCCGCAUCCACGCCCGAUUGAUCUUCUCCGGAAUCCUGCUGUACACGAUCAUAACCUACUCGAUUUGGCAAGCGAUCAUCAUCAAACGUCUGAACACGAACAACGAUCACCUCGACGACAUACAAAAGAUCGAUGAACUGCUCGAUUCCGAGCUGGUGCCCAUGAUCCCGGUGGCGUACGCUACCUUCAUCCAACCAGCCCGUAAAGAAGUCCAAGAUCAAGACAUACCGUACAAAAAGCUCUCGCGAAAGUCCUCCGUAGCCGGCAACAACAUAACCGGAGCUGCCCUGAUCGCGACCAUGCUCGCUUCCCGAUCGACGGCCGUGAUGAUCCACGAUCUUAGAGCGGGUGUGGUGAAGGCGAGGUUCUACGACGACGAACGUAUGCAGAGUUUGAUCCACGUGAUUGGCGAGCACGUGUUCGAGUUCUACACGGCCAUGGCGCUGCCCAAGGAUUCCCCGCUGUUGGAACCUCUGAAUGAGAUUACGGUUCGCUGCGUGGAGGCCGGAAUCGUCGAGAACGAGCUGAGCCGGAUUCAGUUCAAGGAAACGCUGUACAUGAUCGAGAAGAACCGGGACCAGCACCGGAUGGGCCUGGACGCCGGAGCGCGGAGGUUCAAUUUGGGCGUUUGGAAGAAUGUGUUUUACUACUAUCUUGUGUUGAAUGGGUUGGCGCUGGUGGUGUUUGUUCUGGAGCUGAUUGUACACAAGAGGAUGAAGCCGCUGAAGAAGCGGCGAGGUGAAAAAGAGCUUGGACCGUUGAGGUUGAGGAGCAAAAGAAGGGUCAAGUUUGCCGUAGGCAAAAUGGAGUGA